AUGGCUAUGCUAUCAUCGACGAAUGUUGUCGACGUCACUUCAGGAAAUUCCACACACGCUGCAAAGAAGCUCAAGUCAGCGAGCGUGCCGGAGGUUGUGGACCUGUCUUUCGAGGAAGCAAAGCUGCCCACACAGUCUUUGACACCGGAAACAGUCUUUCGCUCAUGUUCCGAACCAUUCGUCCAAGACAGAAAAAGUUUCAAGGCUCGCCGUCGCAAUUUCUUGCCCAACUCUUUUCAGGCCAAGCACGACGAGCUCUAUAAAGAUGCGUCAAGCCAAAUUGCCGGUAUCCAUCGUUCAAACCACUGGCAUUACCAACAAAUCAUAGACGGCAUCAAACUCAUCGAUGAGCUCGCAGACCAGGCUUGCGCAGAGAUUGAACAAAAUUCGGUUGAAGCAGAUGCAGCGUGCCAAAAGAUUGAUACCGACUAUGUUAUCGCAUUUGAUAAAGCCACCCCAGCCGUCUCGCUGCUUGAAGAAUACAGUCGCAUCUGCUCCGAGCACAGUAGUUUGGAUAAGUCGUGCAAGAGUGGACUCAAGUACAAAUUCUCACAUCUUGUUUGUCAAAAUGACGGAGAUAUGCACCGCAUUCAUGAGGACGAUUACAGAAACAUGGACGAGUCAGCCCACGAUGUCCAAGACGAACAGAUUCAUCUGUACAAUGGCCAAGAUCCUGUGACAGAAACGCCGCAGACGCCGAAGAGGCCAUGUCCAAGUCUGGAGAUGGAGGUUCCAGGAGCGCCUUCAAAAAGGAUCAGACGAUGA
Messenger RNA from Dissoconium aciculare CBS 342.82, 765 nucleotides. RefSeq lists its product as uncharacterized. The record is from RefSeq and is a predicted model, not a curated record. The transcript has a single exon. Bases 1 to 765 code for a protein of 254 amino acids. NCBI's taxonomy places the organism in Eukaryota, Fungi, Ascomycota, Dothideomycetes, Mycosphaerellales, Dissoconiaceae.